Molecule: messenger RNA, 4641 nt
Organism: Pocillopora meandrina
Lineage: Eukaryota; Metazoa; Cnidaria; Anthozoa; Scleractinia; Pocilloporidae
Source: the annotation of a GenBank genome assembly
AUGAGCAUCGUCUUACUUGUUGCCCAGUUCUUGUUCAACUCAGAUCGCAUUCAGAAAGCCAUUGAGAUAUGCAGCGAAUGUCUCCAAAAAACGCUUGUCAUCGCAACUGAAAUUGGCGACAGAGAAGGGGAAGCAUCGUGUUAUAGAAACCUAGGUACUGUGUUUCAGUGGCUUGGCAAAUACGACAAGGCUGAGGAGUAUCUCCAAAAAGCGCUUGUGAUCACAACUGAAAUUGGCGACAAAGAAGGGGAAGCAUCAUGUUAUGAAAACCUAGGUGCUGUGUUUAAGUCGCUUGGCCAAUACGACAAGGCUGAAGAGUAUCUCCAAAAAGCGCUUGUCAUCAGAACUGAAAUUGGCGACAGAGGAGGGGAGGCAACUAACUAUGGAAACCUAGGUAGUAUGUUUCUGUCCGUUGGCCAAUACGACAAGGCUGAAGAGUAUCUCCAAAAAGCGCUUGUCAUCCAAACUGAAAUUGGCGACAGAGAAGGGGAGGCAACAAGCUAUGGAAACCUAGGUAGUGUGUUUCUGUCCGUUGGCCAAUACGACAAGGCUGAAGAGUAUCUCCAAAAAGCGCUUGUCAUCCAAACUGAAAUUGGCGACAGAGAAGGGAAAGCAUCAUGUUAUGGAAACCUAGGUAUUGUGUUUAGGUCGCUUGGCCAAUACGACAAGGCUGAAGAGUACCUCCAAAAAGCGCUUGUGAUCACAACUGAAAUUGGCGACAGAGAAGGGGAAGCAUUAUGUUAUGAAAACCUAGGUACUGCGUUUAAGUCGCUUGGCCAAUACGACAAGGCUGAAGAGUAUCUCCAAAAAGCGCUUGUCAUCAAAACUGAAAUUGGUGACAGAGAAGGGGAGGCAGCUAACUAUGGAAACCUAGGUAGUGUGUUUCUGUCCGUUGGCCAAUACGACAAGGCUGAAGAGUAUCUCCAAAACGCGCUUGUCAUCAAAACGGAAAUUGGCGACAGAGGAGGGGAGGCAGCUAACUAUGGAAACCUAGGUCGUGUGUUUCUGUCCGUUGGCCAAUACGACAAGGCUGAAGAGUAUCUCCAAAAAGCGCUUGUCAUCACAACUGAAAUUGGCGACAGAGAAGGGGAAGCAUCAUGUUAUGGAAACCUAGGUAUGGUGUUUAGGUCGCUUGGCCAAUACGACAAGGCUGAAGAGUAUCUCCAAAAAGCGCUUGUCAUCCAAACUGAAAUUGGCGACAGAGGAGGGGAGGCAGCUAACUAUGGAAACCUAGGUAGUGUGUUUCUGUCCGUUGGCCAAUACGACAAGGCUGAAGAGUAUCUCCAAAAAGCGCUUGUCAUCCAAACUGAAAUUGGCGACAGAGAAGGGGAAGCAUCAAGUUAUGGAAACCUAGGUAUUGUGUUUAAGUCGCUUGGCCAAUACGACAAGGCUGAAGAGUAUCUCCAAAAAGCGCUUGUCAUCCAAACUGAAAUUGGCGACAGAAAAGGGGAGGCAACUAGCUAUGGAAACCUAGGUAGUGUGUUUCUGUCCGUUGGCCAAUACGACAAGGCUGAAGAGUAUCUCCAAAAAGCGCUUGUCAUCACAACUGAAAUUGGCGACAGAGGAGGGGAGGCAGCUAACUAUGGAAACCUAGGUAGUGUGUUUCUGUCCGUUGGCCAAUACGACAAGGCUGAAGAGUAUCUCCAAAAAGCACUUGUCAUCACAACUGAAAUUGGAGACAGACAAAAGGAAGCAUCAUGUUAUGGAAGCCUAGGUAGUGUGCUUCUGUCCGUUGGCCAAUACGACAAGGCUGAAGAGUAUUUCCAAAAAGCGCUUGUCAUCACAACUGAAAUUGGCGACAGACAAAAGGAAGCAUCAUGUUAUGGAAACCUAGGUACUUUGUUUAAGUCGCUUGACCAAUACGACAAGGCUGAAGAGUAUCUCCAAAAAGCGCUUGUCAUCCAAACUGAAAUUGGCGACAGAGAAGGGGAAGCAUCAUGUUAUGAAAACCUAGGUAAUGUGUUUAGGUCGCUUGGCCAAUAUGACAAGGCUGAAGAGUAUCUCCAAAAAGCGCUUGUCAUCAGAACUGAAAUUGGCGACAGAGAAGGGGAGGCAACUAGCUAUGGAAACCUAGGUAUUGUGUUUAGUUCGCUUGGCCAAUACGACAAGGCUGAAGAGUAUCUCCAAAAAGCGCUUGUCAUCAGAACUGAAAUUGGCGACAGAGAAGGGGAGGCAACUAGCUAUGGAAACCUAGGUAUUGUGUUUAGUUCGCUUGGCCAAUACGACAAGGCUGAAGAGUAUCUCCAAAAAGCGCUUGUCAUCAAAACUGAAAUUGGCGGCAGAGGAGGGGAGGCAGCUAACUAUGGAAACCUAGGUAGUGUGUUUCUGUCCGUUGGCCAAUACGACAAGGCUGAAGAGUAUAUCCAAAAAGCGCUUGUCAUCACAACUGAAAUUGGCGACAGAGGAGGGGAGGCAGCUAACUAUGGAAACCUAGGUACUGUGUUUCUGUCCGUUGGCCAAUACGACAAGGCUGAAGAGUAUCUCCAAAAAGCGCUUGUCGUCCAAACUGAAAUUGGCGACAGAAGAGGGGAGGCAGCUAACUAUGGAAACCUAGGUAGUGUGUUUAAGUUGCUUGGCCAAUACGACAAGGCUGAAGAGUAUUUCCAAAAAGCGCUUGUCAUCCAAACUGAAAUUGGCGACAGAGAAGGGGAGGCAGCUAACUAUGGAAACCUAGGUACUGUGUUUCUGUCCGUUGGCCAAUACGACAAGGCUGAAGAGUAUCUCCAAAAGGCGCUUGUCAUCACAACUAAAAUUGGAGACAGACAAAAGGAAGCAUCAUGUUAUGGAAGCCUAGGUACUGUGUUUAAGUCGCUUGGCCAAUACGACAAGGCUGAAGAGUAUCUCCAAAAAGCGCUUGUCAUCAGAACUGAAAUUGGCGACAGAGGAGGGGAAGCAUCAUGUUAUGGAAGCCUAGGUACUGUGUUUCUGUCCGUUGGCCAAUACGACAAGGCUGAAGAUUAUCUCCAAAAAGCGCUUGUCAUCCAAACUGAAAUUGGCGACAGAGAAGGGGAAGCAUCAUGUUAUGGAAACCUAGGUACUGUGUUUAGAACUAUUGGUGAUUUUGAAGCUUCGGAAGUAUGCUUGGAGAAAGCCUUAUUAAUAUCCAGAGAUAUUGGAGAUGGAAGAAAAGAGUUCGAAAUCCUCGGAAGUUACGCCGUUUUGUAUUUGUACCAAUAUAAAAUCAAAGAUUCCCUGUCGUGUCUUCAUCUGUGCAUUGAAAAGUAUGAGGAGCUGAGAUAUUUCUUGGGCGCCAAUGAUCAGUUCAAAACAUCAUUACUGGAGGACACAGGAAUAUUUCCUUACAAACUGCUUUGUACUUUGCUUUGUGCCACCGGAAAUGCUCGGGAUGCUAUUUAUGCUGAGGAGUUGGGUCGAGCUAGAGGCCUAUCAGACUUAAUGGCAGAGAAGUACUCGGUUGAAACGCACAUCUCUGCUAAUCCACAAUCUUGGUUUGGCAUUGAGAACAUUUUAAGAAAGCAAAAAAACUGUACUUGUCUGUACAUUUCUUAUUUUCAGAAUAGUCUGCAUUUGUGGAUCUUGAAAACAAGUGGAAUCCUUCACUAUAGAAGAGUAUUUCCAGAAGAGAAUCUAGUUCAGGCUGGGUUACCCAAAGAUUUGCCUUUGAGUCAAUUUUUGGAUGAAAAUUUCCGGAGUCUUGGUACUUUGCCCCCUAAAGAUUGUGAAGAUCGGUCUUUAAAUACGAUUAAACCUCUCUCCCCCGCGCAAAAGAGCUCAGCAAGAUUACGACUCGUGGAGGAGGACGAGGACGAGGACGAGGACGAGAAAGUGAUUUUAAGUCUACAUUUAUGUUACAAAAUUUUCAUUGCCCCCGUUUAUGAUUUGCUUGAUGAGCCUGAAGUCAUUAUUGUUCCUGACCGCAGGUUGUACAAAGUUCCCUUUGCUGCCCUGAGUGAAAAGGAAGGAGCCGAAUAUUUGUCAGAGACUCAUAAGAUCCGUAUCAUUCCUUCGUUGACAACACUCAAGAACAUUCAAGAUAGUCCAGAGGACUAUCACAGCAACACUGGUGCCUUGGUAAUAGGCAAUCCCAAGGUUAAUUGGCUGCAACCAUUGCCAGCUGCAAGAAAGGAAGCGGAGAUGGUCGGACGACUGGUGGGUGUUCCGCCUCUAGUUGAAGAGAAAGCAACGAAGCAGGCGGUACUUGAGCGGAUAAGUUCAGUGAGCUUGAUACAUUUUGCUGCCCAUGGUAACGCGGAAAGAGGAGAAAUUGCACUCUCCCCCAUUCCUACUCCCAACAGUCAAAACGCUAUCCCGAAGGAAGCUUACAUGUUGACGAUGGCUGAUGUCUCACGAGUGAAAGUCAGAGCUAAACUGGUGGUACUUAGCUGCUGUCAUAGUGGAAGUGGAGAGAUAAGAGCCGAGGGAGUUAUAGGAAUUGCCCGUGCGUUCUUAGGAUCCGGUGCUCGCUCGGUGUUGGUUGCGCUGUGGGCCAUUCCAGACUCUGCAACAGAGAAACUGAUGAGUCGGUUUUACGAACACCUUGUUGAAGGAGAAAGUGCCAGUGAGUCUCUUCACCAGGCUAUGAAGUGGAUGAGAAAAAAUGGUUUUACCCAAGUGUCUCAAUGGGCUUCAUUCACGCUGAUUGGAGAUGACGUGAGAUUAGAGUUUGACGCGCCAGGUGAG